AUGCUCCCCUCUAAGGAGACCAUCGCCGAGUUUCGGGCCUGUGUGCCUGGCAUCGAUGCGGGAACUGCAUACUUGUUCCUCGAGACCGCGAGCUCCAUGGAUGAGGCCGUGGAUCAAUUCUAUGAAAAUCCCCUCAAAUUUACUCGUCGCCCGCCGUCAUCAAUGUCCUCAGUGCGAAGUCCCAUUUCUCCGGCGAGCCCGACCUUCACGGCCAGGACUGGCAACUCGAGCGGUUCCACGGCAGAGCCGCCAACCAGAAUGGCCGAUGUUUCCCUGAUUUACCCGUCGCCACCUUCAUCGACGGUGAGUGGGAGUGUGACUAGUUCGCAGCGCAGGGCACACACGAACGGAGUAAUUGAGGCUGCGAAGAUUCGGGCUCGAGGCGAGCAGGAGAUGCAACACUUGCUGCAGAAUGUUCAACUGUGCCUCCACAUAUACAAUCCCGAGAUCGAGCCAGAGCGCGAGUGCGGGUACCCGUGCAGCUGCAUCAUGCACAAGUACAUCCAACGAAAGAUGGAGCGCCUUGAAAUUCAGGAGAUAUGGGCUAAAGCGGUGAUGUACCCGGGCGAGAAGCACUACCAUGACUGCACGCAGGUACGCCUGUUCAACAACAAUCCGUACCGGGGUGCCGUGGCAUCUCCGUACGGGUUUAGCGGUUCGAGUUUCUAUGGAGUGCAGCGACCUGACCCGCAAUACCAUGCGAAAUUUCUUCAACAAAUGAACACCUUGAAUGACUCGCUUAAUAUCAAGGCCCAGGCUGCCGUUGACGCGAUGGAGCCAUCCUUUAAUAUCUGGGAAGUAGAUCAACUCCAAUCCUCAAUGUCAAAUAUUGGCAUCGGUCCAUCGAUCAAUCGCAUUGUUACCGGUGAAAAGUCCAAGCGCGCCAGCUUGAAGAAAGCUCUUUCCAUCAGAUCUUCCGAGGAAAAAGUCGCCACCAAGACAUCCAAGAUUUUCUCCGAGGCACGCGCACUCGUGGACUCUAUCCUAAAAGAGGAGAAUGGCAGGUGGCCUGAGCCAGAAGAUAGACAGGUUGUCGCCGCAUACCAAGAACAGGUCGGAAUGUCGCAGAAAGUUGCCGAACUUCGAACUCGGAAUCCUUUGCAAUAUCUUCACCUGCUCAAGGCUGGUUAUUUCGAGCCUAUUCCGAGGGCCUGGGCUAAGCCAGGGUCCAAUCCACUGAAAUUCACCAUUGACUCAUCUGUCGGAUGGCGGGGCAUUACUCCGACUUGGAGAGGAUACAGGGAUACCGCAGAGGAGCGCCUUUACUGGGUAUUAAAUCAUCGGCAGAGCAACGCAACAAUAUUGAAGCCUGACAUAAUGUCUGCGUUGAAAACAGCCCAAGCAAGAAUGGAACGGGCAGUUGAGCCCCCAUCAACAUAUUAUGCGCAGGACGAUACUUGUCAUCAUCUUCAACAAGGUUUCAAGGGAUACUCGAAGCAAGUCAUGCCUCCAUUCCGGCUCGUCGAUGCACCCCAACAGCCGACAGAUGACACGGUCAUCCUGCUGGAUGUGUCAGGCUCCAUGGACUCUCAGCCGCGUCGGCCAGAGUACAAUCAAUUUUUAAUAAUGAAACACAAAAUGAUUUCUCAGCCAAAAAAUAAAGAUGUGGCCCGAGCAAUCAUUCAUCGCUUAACCAGCGCCAUGUCCAACCGCGACAACAACAGGUCCGGCUACGAACUAACCACAUUCUCCACUGAAGCCAAGCGCAUCGGCCCGAUAAAUCACUGGAAUUUCGAGGAAACGUGGCGAACCGUGCACUUCGGCGGCCGGACGAGGCUAAUGGCAGGCUGGCAAAGCGUCAAAGACCAACACCUCCAAAAAUACGCCCACACAGCAACACACCACCCCAUCUACGGCUGGCAAGCCGGACCCCAAACACCAAUCCUCCGCCUCCUCCUUAUCCUCGACGACGAAGCUCCAGACAUGAACGAUUUCGAACUCGACCUCCUCGGCCUAUCCUGGGUCCACGUCACCAUCUUCUUAAUCGGAUUCCACGGCUGUCUCCAUCACCACCGACACGCGAACGAGCUCCAACGAAUCAGCGAAAUAAACCCACACGUCUCUUUCGUCGCCGCACAGGGCAACAUGCCCGAGCGAUUCAUCACCCACGAACUGCUUAAGCGCCAUCUGGGCUAUGACCUGUCGAUGAACGAGUUCGAGGAACUCGAGCAUGUACCCGGUGAGCCGCGACGCAUGGAACUUCCGGCUCGAGAACCGCCGCCUCCGAAUUUGCCGGAGCUUGAGCAACCGCCUCCGCCGCUGCCAGUGGAACUUCCCGCUCUUGAACCUGUGUUGCCGUCGAGGCUAUCUAUGGAGCAGUCGAGGGUACCUUUGGAGCCGCCGCCGCCUUAUUCUGCGACUGCAUAG
Molecule: messenger RNA, 2367 nt
Organism: Penicillium subrubescens
Lineage: Eukaryota; Fungi; Ascomycota; Eurotiomycetes; Eurotiales; Aspergillaceae
Exons: 3
Coding region: 1-2367 (788 amino acids)
Source: RefSeq, a predicted model, not a curated record